GGCGCCGAGCCCGGAGGCGGCGGAGGCGGUGGCGGCAGCGGCGGCGGUACGAGCGGACGCGAGCAGCAGUGAGUGUACCGACGCUGUCGCGCCGACGGCGGAAUCGCGCGCUCGCGUUAGAUCGCCUGCGACUUCUAAUUGGAUUCCGUCUGAAGUCUUGUAAAAUCGCGAAACGGGGUGGGAGAAGGAGAAGGAGGCCGCGGAAACGAGCCGACGAGGACGCGGGAUCGCGACGACGACGAUCUUCUUCUCCGUGAGUCGCGUCCGAGGACUCGCGAGAUCGCCGACCUACGACACGCCGCCGCGAAAAGCGGCCGCUUCUCAGGUGUUGGUUAACGCCUCGCGAAAAGCAGAAGCCGUGGGGAAGCGGACGGUAGUGAGAGGACGCGAAGAUCGAGGAGGAUCGAGGAGGAAGGAUGAACGAGGAACAAGCUCACGAUGCCAAGCAGCAGAUCGCCACGAGUCCUGAGGACACGGAGGACAUGCCCGCAGGGCAGCAGGGUCCGCAGGUACCGCGGCGACGUGGCGGCAUAUCAGCGGAGCCGGUCUCCGAGGAGGACGCGACCAGCUACGUCAAGAAGGUCGUGCCGAAGGAUUACAAGACCAUGGCUGCCUUGAGCAAGGCCAUCGCCAAGAACGUGUUGUUCGCGCACCUGGACGAGAACGAGCGCUCCGACAUAUUCGACGCGAUGUUCCCCGUUACGUUCUUGCCCGGCGAGGCGAUCAUCCGCCAAGGCGACGAGGGCGACAACUUCUAUGUGAUUGACCAAGGUGAAGUCGAGAUCUUCGUUAACGGCGAACUGGCGACGACCAUUGGCGAGGGCGGGAGCUUCGGCGAGCUCGCGUUAAUUUACGGUACACCGCGCGCAGCGACUGUCAGAGCGAAGACCGACGUGAAACUCUGGGGCAUAGACAGGGAUUCCUAUCGCAGGAUCCUCAUGGGCUCCACUAUAAGGAAGAGGAAAAUGUACGAGGAGUUUCUCUCCAGGGUCUCGAUUUUGGAGUCCUUGGACAAAUGGGAGAGACUGACAGUGGCAGAUGCUCUGGAGCCGGUGGCGUUCGACGACGGCGAGACGAUAGUCCGACAGGGCGAGCCGGGCGAGGAUUUUUAUAUAAUCGUCGAGGGAACCGCGGUAGUCCUUCAGCAACGCUCAGAAGGAGACGAGCCGGCGGAGGUCGGCCGUUUAGGGCCGUCUGACUACUUCGGAGAAAUAGCGCUGCUGUUGGACAGGCCCCGAGCAGCGACCGUGGUGGCCAGGGGCCCGUUAAAGUGCGUGAAACUGGACCGGGCACGGUUCGAGCGGGUCUUAGGUCCGUGCGCCGACAUCCUGAAACGCAACAUCACCCAGUAUAACAGCUUCGUGUCCCUCUCCGUGUAAGCGGACUCUGUCUCUCCCAUCUCCUUCCUUUCCUCGAACUACCUGGUCUCUGUCCCCUCAUUUCGCGGUCAGCGCUGCCGAUCAUCCUCAACUUCGUUUCUACCGGGGGGCUACGUUCUUUCGCCGUUAACAUAGUUAACACUUUUUUUAUUUGAUUAAUAUUUAAGUGAAUUAAUGUAUUACAUCAGCUAUCAGUAAUGUGUACACGACACGUACAUAACAUACCAUAUGGAGGACGGAUACACACACAUAUAUAAUGAACAACACUGUAUCAUAUAUGCCUUCCCAGUAAACACCAACAGCAACAUUACAACAAUGUUGUAAUUACUCACUCAAAAAUGUAACUGUUAUAUACAACGCAUGCUAUCUUACAUUUACAUUGCUGAGUGAGAAAUUAUAAUAUUGAUGUAAUGUUACUGUCGGUUGGUGUUUACUAGGUUACCAUUAUAACUAAAAUUACGUGUGCAAUUUUCGACCUUAUGCGCUUGUGUAUAAAGCUGAAAAUCGCGUAACUCUCGAUUUAGGAUAUUGUAAGGCAUACGUGACGCAGAGUAUACAUACACACACACAUACACACACACAUACAUACAUACGAGACACGGUAUCGUUAGAGAGACGCUGUUAAUAUUAUACCGUAAGGCUAUUUACGCACUGUGUAGUUCGCGACUCGACGCCGAUUCGUGCACGCGAACUCGUCGACGUUGAUCUCUCUUCCGCGCGAACGCGUUCCUACGUGUGAGAUCGUCGCGUGCACGACGAGUUAUCGACCCGUUAACGUCCGAAUCUCUCGAUCUCUCGAUCGAGAGAAGGCAGUUUUCCAACGACCACUCCCGCUUAGAUGUCUCGACCCAACGAUACCGAGCGGUGUACGCGUAGUGGGAACCUCGUCAGACAUACGCCGAAUAGAAUGUCACGGGAACGGGUUCCAGCCGGUUCAGGAACUCGUCGGGACAUUCUCUUCGCCCGAGAACACUGGGCGCUAACGGGUUAAUCCGGUUAAUGGCACGUUGUGUAGGUCCUGAGUGUAUCGUAGAGGUCUUUGAGUGAAACUGAUGAUUUACCGAUGAUACGGUGUUUCGAACACCGAGACUACGACCCAACGUCGGAGACGCGGUCCGGCAGUCUCUCGGGCUCGAAGAAAGUAAAAACAAUCGCGUCAUUGCGCGAGGAGACUAGACCCGAGAUUGAGUCAUGUUAAAUCGGUGGACGUGCAUUGCCCCGAAAAGUCCAAUCUCGAAAUUCGGAAACUGGGGCGAUUUCCCGAACAGUCAUGUAUAAUAUCGAAAUCCGAGAUGAUAUCUCUAAAAUAUAAAUUUCCUUUAAAUGUACAAUCGUUUCAAGGAAGAAUCAUUUUUUCGAAAAUAAUAUAUAUAUAUAUACACACCCAGUAUAAGCAAAAUGUUAAUAUGCCGGCAGAUUGGCAGCAAAUUCGAUAAAAAUACCGUGGCAGAUUUAUAACUUUGUGUGUCCGUCUUAAGCUUGUGUUUUGUCGACAGAGUCUGCUGACAUAACUUGACAGAAGAUUGGCGGCAGCAACCAAUCAAGAUCUGCAGUAUGUUCCAUUCAAAUACAUCAUUUAAACGGAGACAAAAUGACAGAUCUUGCUCAGUUUCUGCAAUCUAUCAUCAUACUCUCUUGACAGAUUCUGUUUUAUUUCUUCUAACAAGUUGUCGACAAACUUUAUGGCAGACACUGUGCAAAAUUUCCUCGAGAAAGUGUUGCAACCUUUAAUCUGCCAACUGUGUGUAUACACAGCUAUAUUAAUAUCUACCAAUUUAUCUACAUUCUUAUUGUAUUCAAAUAAGUAGACCCAGAUGCACUCAGCUGUACAGUUGGCGCCAUAAAUACUAUACCGUUUCUUAUACAGAGAAUCAUACGAUUUUCAGUCUUAUACAAUACAUGAGGUUGAACAUCGCAGAAGUAACUUUAGUUAUAAUUAGUAGAGUUAUAAUGAUCCCAAUUAUAAUAAUUUCAACCGUACGUGUGUGUGUGUGACACGGAAAUGCACGCUGAAGGUAGAAUGGUAUUUAAUUGACCAAUUAUAAUAAAGAAAUCUUAGUUCUUUUUGUACUAAUUGACCAAUUAAAUGCCACUCUAUUCUCAGUGUGAUAUUUCCGAACAUAGCUGAAAAAUUGUGUAACGGUGAAAAGUUUCAAUCUAAGGAAUAAUGCAGCAUAUAUAUGAUGAUGCCAACUGCACAGCGACAGUUCCGGGUUUCCGGUGAAAUUGGCAUCACAAGUCUCGAUAUUUGGAUUUUAAUAUUGUGAUUUCUUAGGAGGAAAUUGUCCCGCUCUUUAGAUUUCGAUACAUAUUUUUCGGAAAAGUGCGUGUCCAUCGUUAAAUCGUUUGAAAGCCGUCGAGGCUCCUAGAACGUCGGAAGCGAAAGAUCGUCUUGCUUCGCAGAACGAACUAUCCGGGACAGAACAAGCCGAUCAAGUAUAUCGAAGAUUACUCGUUUUGUUUUUACCAAGAAGCUCAAUUCGACUCGCACCGUUUCGUAAAUUUUGAAUACGAAGAUAUGUUUUACGGCAGCCGAUUGAGACUCACACAACUGUUAAUUCGCGAAUCGAAGAAGGAUUUUCGAUGUAUCUGAAUGAACGCGCUUGGAGAUAAUCGACAUAUUAAAAUACGCUAGUUUAUUUCAACGUGUAAGAGCUACAAGAGAAAAUCACACGCUUCUGAUCUUCCGCUUCUGACGUGACCCGAUGUGGCUGUAGCGACGAGCCAGGAGCCUUAAGUAUUGUCUAACACGGUGGGAGAACCGACGAUGAAAGUGACGCUUUCGUUUAUUGUUAUAUAAAUAUAUAUAUAAAUAUAUAUAUAUAUAUAAAUACUUUAAACGUUCUACGUUAUAUACCAUGGAUUGUUAAAUUAUUUAACAUUUAAAUUAUUUUAUCAACCGAUACAGCGAGAAUCGGUAUAUAAUUAUAACUGUAUAUUAAAUUGCAUGGCGGCGGGUGUGCGCAAGCGCGCGUCGGUCGCGAUUUAUGAAAUGCGAAACGUAGAGAAAAAACCAAUCGAUCGAAAGCGUCGUAUAUACUUAAUUAAUUACACCGGUGUGUAGCAUCGUCGUGGCGAGGUACGAAGCCAAAAAAG
Molecule: messenger RNA, 4475 nt
Organism: Dinoponera quadriceps
Lineage: Eukaryota; Metazoa; Arthropoda; Insecta; Hymenoptera; Formicidae
Gene: Pka-R1
Product: cAMP-dependent protein kinase type I regulatory subunit
Exons: 5
Coding region: 417-1379 (320 amino acids)
Biological process (GO): regulation of protein phosphorylation
Cellular component (GO): cAMP-dependent protein kinase complex
Molecular function (GO): cAMP-dependent protein kinase regulator activity
Source: RefSeq, a predicted model, not a curated record